Sungouiella intermedia is the source of this 1059-nucleotide messenger RNA. The record is from the annotation of a GenBank genome assembly. Lineage: Eukaryota; Fungi; Ascomycota; Pichiomycetes; Serinales; Metschnikowiaceae.
AUGCUAGAUAGUAGGUCCCUCGACGUCAUCUCCAAAUUCAAACUGGCUAUUCUCACACGGGCCCAGCAAAAGGCGGAACCCGCCCCCUCGUUGCCAAAGUCCAACCGAGGUAAGAAACUCCCCCAAAUGGGAGCAUCUUCCCAUGCCCUUACAUCCAAGGUGGUGGAAUACGGAGGCUCAAACCAUCUAGUGCUCACCAACGACGUCAUUGAACGCACCAACUACCGUAACAAACGCCGGUGGCUGGACUUCUACCUGAGCCAGAAUGGAAAGAUUGAAGAAUCCUCCUCAGAUAGCGAAAACGACCAUGGCAUCGACGAUGAAGGCGCCGACGAUGGCAACGAUGAUGACGAGUACAACGAGAGUCCGUUGAAGAAAAUACGCUUGAGUGAGAUUCUUGCCCCUUUGGCCCAUCCUUCCGAGCUCGUCACCCACCCAGCCAUCUCCAAAACAUUCAAACUGACAUGCCUCCAGACGUUGGCGCUGGAACUCAUAGACUUGAUCGAGGUGGAACAGGGCACGCUCAACCACCUCAACAAACUCUUACAGGUGUUGGAUGGUGAGGAUUGGUACUACUUGCUUGAGGAGAACAUGGGACUUCCUGUCUACGAUCAUGGGCUUGAUGAUACCAUCACUGCUCAACAGAAAGAGAAAAAGGAGAGCGAGGAGGCAGAGCAGGCCGAGAAAGCGAAACUUGCCAAAACUGAGCCUGAUUCUGUAGCAGUCGCUGCCGAUUCUGACGACAAUAAGAGAAUCACCAGAUUGUCCACCGCAGCUCCAGACGGUCAAGUUCAAGUCACGGACCCGUUCUUUGCUCUCCCAGAAACGCUCGCCAUGUACGAAGCCAUUCAGCAAAAGCAAAUGGAGGAGACCGAGGAAGAUGGAGACGAACUUGAGUCGUUGCAGCAAGAUCUAGUCAGCUACUUGCAAGUGAGCAUACAGAGACAGUUUGAAUACAUCAAAAAUCUCACGACGCUUAGAAAUGGUAUUGUCAAGGUCGACCGCUAUAAGAGUGAUUUGUACAAAUGGGGAAAGGAGAUGAACGAAAAGAAGAAUUAA